AUGAUUGGCUGUGCGUGCUUUUCAAAUCGGCCCAACGGCUCCACACGUCAGAGCCUCGAGAGAGAAAAUUGCCCGGAUGUGACCACCCCCUGCCUUAGAGCAGCAGGUGCCCAGGCCGCUGAGGAGGCUGCGGCUUCCCACAUCCCACUUCCGGGAGACUGGCGGCCGUUGGUGAACCGUAAUGAGCUCUGCAUUUUGCGUUCCUUCCGUGAGGGGCCCGCCGGCUUGGCGAGGCCCGGGAUGUUUCCUUUCCCUGCCUUAGGGGCCAAAGCAAAGCCAGAGCCACCUGCCCGGAGGAAGGAGGCACAUCCCUGCUGCCCAGCGCAGGGCCCGAGCGCAGAGCUGGUAGCCGGGCCUAGCCGGCACGGAAGGGAGAAACCCGAGGAAGAACGCUGUAACCUUGCAGAAACUUGCUGCUGCUGCCGCCGGGCUCUCGGCUGCGCGCUCGGGUUUCUCCCCUCCUCUCCUUUGCCCACUCAUCCACCUCCGCCGUCCUCCGCCGCCGCGGAGAUGGGACAGCCGACCCCGAAUAAGCUGCGGCGCUUCUGGGUGGUGUCCACCAUCCUGGUCAGCCUGCUCGCCUACUACGUGUACAUCCCCUUGCCCGCCGACAUCUCUGAUCCCUGGAAGCUGAUGCUCCUGGAUGCCACCUUCAGGAGCGCGCAGCAGCUGAGUCAUCUGAUCCAGUAUGUGGGCCUCACCCAUCAUCUCCUCGCCCUGAAUUUCAUCAUCGUUUCUUUCGGCAGGAAAAGCGCGUGGUCAUCUACAAAUGUUCAGAUUACCGAUACCAAUUUUGACGGUGUCGAAGUUAGAGUUUUUGAAGGUUUCCCAAAGACUAAAGAGCCAUUGAAGAGUGGUGUGCUUUACAUCCAUGGAGGAGGAUGGGCCCUGGCAAGUGCAAGAAUUAGCUAUUAUGAUGAACUCUGUUCAGCAAUGGCAGAAGAACUGAAUGCUGUCAUCGUCUCCAUUGAGUAAGUAUUUAGCCACAGGAUAAAUGGGCGUUUUAGGGCUAGAGGGGAUCUUGGAGUUCAUUCCCUCCAACCCUGCCCCCAACCAGCUUACAGGAGGAAACAAAGGCCCAAAGAGAAGUCAAGGGAUGCCCAAAAGGUUGUUUCUUUCCUUACCAUAGAAAUAUACCAUUCUCUACCAUAUCAGAGCUGGAAGGAACUGUAGAGGUUGUUUAAUCAAACCACCUUAUGUUACAUGUGAGCAAAUUUAAAAUAAAAUUUAAAUGGAAGAAAAAGAAGCUGAAGCCACAUUCCAAAGGAAAUCAAAAGUCACUUGGAAGACUUUGUAUUUUAAUCUAGUCCAGGGAUUCUUAACCUCUUUUGUGUCAUGGGCCCCUUUAAUCAAUCAAUCAAUCAAUCAAUCAGUCAAUCAGCAUUUGUUACCCACCUACUAC
Gracilinanus agilis (Agile Gracile Mouse Opossum) is the source of this 1402-nucleotide messenger RNA. RefSeq names its product neutral cholesterol ester hydrolase 1 (gene NCEH1). The record is from RefSeq and is a predicted model, not a curated record. Gene Ontology annotation, molecular function: hydrolase activity. Bases 1 to 975 code for a protein of 324 amino acids. NCBI's taxonomy places the organism in Eukaryota, Metazoa, Chordata, Mammalia, Didelphimorphia, Didelphidae. The transcript has 5 exons.